GGCAACCAACUAUUUCUGUGCUGGUUCCUACGUUGAUGGUUUUUUGGAGAUUUGUGUUAGCAGACAACAACGCUGAUGAUACGCAGAAGUGUUUAGGCGCAGCAAAACUGGCCUCUACCAAUAGAAACCAUCUUGACCAGAGUGGCAAACCUCCCUUACCAGAAAAUGGCCCACUCAGUAUCAUGACUCAGUUGUAUGUUGAAGACAUCAACUCCAUCAACGCCCUGGAUAUGGACUUCAGACUAGAUUUCUUUAUAUGGCAUGGCUGGAAUGCGACAAAACCAAUGUGUUGCAUAUACAAAUCCAAUCUAAAAAGAUUAGGAAUUUUGAAUGUGACAAAACACGAAUUUGACUAUGCCAUUGUGUCUAAGAAUCACUUGAAAUUCUUCUGGAUUCCAGACACGUAUGUCGUUAAUGCUAAAAGAGUGAACAGGCCGUCCAAAGCUUUAUCAACUGAAGUUCUUAAGGUCAAAAUUAAUGAUACUGGGGAAUGUCAACUGGAAUAUAGUGUGAAGUUGGCUGCUGUUAUUGGAUGCCAGAUGGAAUUCAAACACUAUCCAGUAGACAUUCAAGUGUGUCCUUUCAUCUUACGAAGUUAUUCUUAUCCCUAUAACGACGUUGAAUAUAAAUGGGUCGUUGAAAAUGAAACACUGGAUGUUAACCGCGACUUAAAACUCUUGCAGCAUAAUUUUUAUCUAUCGAAGAGUAGUUCAAAACUCGCCACACUCGAAGUGACUUAUUCAACGAUUGUGGUUAAUUUCACCUUUGAGAGACGGAUAUCAUAUCACGUGAUGCAGGUGUUUGCUCCCAGCGCGUUGAUUGUCAUGUUAUCAUGGUUUUCUUUCUGGAUGGGCCUGGACGCUAUCCCUGGUCGAGUAACCCUCUGUAUAACCAGUCUUUUGUCGCUUUUCACCCAGUUUUCUGGAAUUCGACAUGAUCUUCCUGCAGCCUCUUACAUUAAUGGAAUCGACAUAUGGAUGGCUACCUGCAUGUUAUUCGUUUUUGCAACAUUGAUGGAAUUCGUGAUCAUAAAAUAUUUGGACAAGCAGCGGCAGAUAUACUUCAGAAAGCAGGUGAAGGGUACAAUACUCAGGGGUAAUUCACAGAUGACCCUGUCUACAGAUGUGGAAAAUGGCUCUGAGAUGAAUUUAUCUACACCUCCCUUGACGCCAAAGCUUGCUUGGAACAUUGGAGCUGUGUCUCACCACUGGUUUAAACCACCUUCAUGGUCACUGGAUUGGGUGAUCAAAAUUGACCAUGUAUCACGUGUUCUUUUCCCAAUUGCUUUUUUCGUCUUUAAUACUUUUUAUUGGCCAAUCCUUCUCACACGAAUGCUAUAGAAAAAAACUCGAAAUUAAUUCUUCCUUUUAGAUGACGUUGAAUGACGAUUAUUUUGAAAACAUAUAGCAAAAACACACGAAAUUUGACUUCUUUUUAUGCUGGAAGCUGCUCAACAAGAGCCUUAUUACUGAUUUUAGCACUUUUUAACACUUUUAUGGUCAAUGUGGUUCGUGCACCAAGAGCAACUUUUUGAGCUAGAUGUAUUUUUUAGAUAUUUUAAUUAAUCAUUUUUAUGGUGAGUUUUGUAUGAUUGAAGACCUUAAAAGGCUCAGUCAGUGUAAUUUUAACUUAUUUUUUUUUAUCAAGUUACCCUUGUAAUCAAAUAACAAUACCUUCUUCAUUCAGUUUACUUUUCCAAUAUUCUUCGUAUCGCUCAUUAAAGGUUUUAUUAGACGCUCACCAUCUCAAUAAAAAUUAUAUGAUCGGGUUCUUUGAGAUCACGAGUAUAUUUUGGUAUAAAUUAUAAUUUCAGAGAUUUUCAUAAAAAGGACAUGUAUUAUUUACAAUCCCACGUUCUAGUUAUUUCACAAAAAUUUAAUCGAUAUUUUAUAGGCUUAAGUUUCACUGAUAUGAGAAUACGAUACUCGUCAGUAUUCAAUAAUUUUUAAAUUGGGUUAAAGACACUAUCAUAAACUUCAUUUAAUCCAAAUGUGUUUAAUUAAGUCAGUACGACUACCACUACUUAAUACUUGCUGACGCACCCUUUCAACGAACAGUGAAGACAUAGAACUCACGAGAGUGAUAUAGGAGGUUUAGGUACAAAAGCCGAUCACCCUAUGUCACAACCUGAAGUCUCUAAGAGAACAUGUCAGGUUUGGUGACAAUCGGUCCAGCGGUUUGACAGUUAUAAGGGACAGACAAACAGUUUUGGUUAAACAAUGGUUUAUAUUGUAUAAUACAACUCUCAGCAGAACUCGUACAUUACUACAGUAAAAUACGAUCUUGACUGUCAAGAGUUGUUAUUGGAGUUGGAGAAACAUUCUUUUUUGUUUUUCGUUAGCCUCUUUAGACAAAGAAGUACUUCUCAUGAUAUGAAAAUGUGAAAAGGACUUGUGAUAGUGGUUCAAUGGGCUUCAAUAAAAAAUUAGGAAACCUUUCAUCAUUUAAAUUAGUAAAUUACUGAAUCAAUCUUAGAAUGUAUAUUUGAUAUUAGUUUUAUUUAUAAAAAUAAACCAUAAAAAACUUCAAAGUAAGAUAAAUAUUGAUGAAACAGAAAUAUCUAUAGAUAUCACAACCAUAUGUUUGGAUUUCACUAGCAACUGCUUACAAAUGUAAGAGAAAAAAAAAACUAAAGUUAACACGUCUUUUCUCACCUCAAAUUCAAUUUAAAGAGAUAUGUUUAUGUUUACUAAGCAACUGCCGUAUACACUAUAAUCUAGGGUUUACAUAACAUCGCAGCUUUUUAAUAUAUUGUUCUGUAAUACUACAGAAACCAAAAGCAGGAUGACCGUGAUACGCAUGCACAAGUAUCAGUUGGAAGUUUCUGUUUGCCGAUGCUAGACGUUUGAUAUCUGAUUUUUUAAUACCUGUUUUCAUUAUGGCAUUUUUUAAUAUUCCAAGUUUCUCUCCUGACUUUUCUUGUUCUCCCUUUCUUUGUUAUACAUUGAGAGCGGUUUACUCUUAGAAUGCAAUUUAAGGCUGCUCAUACGAUCUUUUGACUCUAAAGUAAAAUUUAUGUAGCCAUAUUUAAAGCAACUAUGAUGUAACAGGAAGAUUAUUUCUAUUUUCGAAAUACCUAAAGUAAUAAAUUUCAAAUAACAAUUACAGAAAUUACAAGAAACAGUUACAGAACUUUAAGAGCUCGGUGUUCUGAUGAAUCUAGGUAUUGAGCAAAUAUUGACUGUUGUCUUACAAAUUAGUGGUCUACUUUUAUUUAUUUUAAUGAUGAAUGAACUGACGUUGAAAGUAUUAUUAAAAUAUGACACUAAAGUUAAUCACGCUUUAACAUACAACGUAAUUACCGUUUUUCAGUUUUUAUGUCAUGUGAGAUUCCUUAAAAGUAAUAUUAAUGUUUCUUCUUUAAAAGAUAAAGAAUAUAAGACAUUCGAAUGAUUUCAUUUAAUAAUAAUGAUAUACGGUUUCUGUCAUUUGUAUUGUCGUAACGUAUUCUGUUGUUGAGCGGGUUAUUUUGGAUUAUUUGGUAAAUAUAAUGCCAAAUCCACUCCACGUAACGAUAACAAAUUAAUUAAUUUAUUCUAUAACAUUUGCUACAGACUACUUCCACUUUGACACGAGUUGUAGGCCUAAGUUCACUAACAAUGUUUCAACUGAAACUCCGGAACUAAUAGUAUGCCUAACUCACAAAUACAAAACUUACUUUCAGAGUGUUCUUGCUAAUCGACUGAGUAUCUGGAUAAACAUGAUGACUCUCACUACCAACAUUGAUAUGAAUCACUCACUGAUUAUGGAUUCUUUAGCUGACACACUUAAAUUAUUAUUCUGAAAAUCAUUUAACAUAGUAAGCCUUCUUCUUUCAAGAAGCAUUUCGAGCAUUCUAUGUCGACAGCGAAUGUCGCCUUGAUUAAUAGUAAAGAUGUAACAUUUUGCUAUGCUAAGUUUCAAUACGAACAUCUGUAUACAGUAAAUGUUGGAAAAUUACCAAUUAUCUUAGUGCAAUAGCCUGUUAACUUGCAUAUGUUGCAAGGCACUGAAUACUUUGUUUUUGUCUUUCAACCAUGUAUUUUAAUAAGCUAUUGUUUGUGUCGUUUUUUUCUAAACAAUCAUCUUAUUUAUUUAUCGAACAGGUAAACUUAAACUUUUUGAAGUAAAAUGACUUUAUAAAGUCAGUAAUAGAUGAUAAAGGUAUUUUGCAAACGUGAAGAUGUUCCUUUUUAGUUGAUAUGCUCUGUGAUUUGAAAUAAUUUUAGUUAUUAGCAAUUGUCAUAUCACGAAAAAUACACCAAUAUGUGUCGUAAUAUAUCAUAAUGAUAUUUAUGAAUAAAUGUUGCAAUACGGUGUUAACGUGCAUUGAAUGAAUAAACCAGUAUUUAGUAGGUUUCUAGUUGAAGCUUCAAUUUACAAAAGAAAUUUCUUCUAUGAGCUUUAUGCCUAUUUAUGUCUAAGAUCUCCUAAUACCAUUUAUCAGGUUAACGAUGAAAAUGGCGGUAGUCAUAGUAAGGUAAUGUAAAAGUUAUUUACAAAUAUUGGUGAAUUAAUGAUGAAAAUGGCGGUCGUCCGAGUGAAGUAAUGAAAAUGUAAUUAACAAGAGUUAGUGAAUUAAUGAUGUAAACGGUGGUAAUUCGAGUGAAGUAAUGAAAAUGUAAUUAACAGGAGUUAGUGAAUUAAUUAUGUAAACGGUGGUAAUUCGAGUGAAGUAAUAAAAAAGUAAUUAACAAAAGUUGGUGAAACUACUUACUACAAACAAAUUAAAAAAACGCGUAAUUGUAAAUAGCGUUUAUGGAAGUGAUACCUUGCAGAAAUAAUAAAUACUGUAAUCAAAUUUUGCAUUUAAUGGGCUUUUUUCACAUUGAUGGUGAUUCUUAAUCAAGUAUUUUAAAAACGGGAUGUGUGAAUAUCUUACAUAUGUGUAACUUAUUACAUAUCACAUAAAAUGUAUCCAUGAUUUUUUUAAUAAUUUACUUGUUAAAAGGUAAUGAUAAUUUGUUCUGUUUUUGCAUUUUUUACUUCACAUUUUGCUCGUUGUGAAAUUGUUGCUAUUAUGUUAAGCAUAUGU
Messenger RNA from Limulus polyphemus (Atlantic horseshoe crab), 5014 nucleotides. Its product is annotated as glycine receptor subunit alpha-2-like. Gene Ontology annotation, biological process: chemical synaptic transmission; regulation of membrane potential; nervous system process. The record is from RefSeq and is a predicted model, not a curated record. NCBI's taxonomy places the organism in Eukaryota, Metazoa, Arthropoda, Merostomata, Xiphosura, Limulidae. Bases 36 to 1340 code for a protein of 434 amino acids. Gene Ontology annotation, cellular component: membrane; synapse; neuron projection. Gene Ontology annotation, molecular function: chloride channel activity; neurotransmitter receptor activity; extracellular ligand-gated monoatomic ion channel activity. The transcript is spliced from 9 exons.